Dissoconium aciculare CBS 342.82 is the source of this 782-nucleotide messenger RNA. RefSeq names its product Gar1-domain-containing protein. NCBI's taxonomy places the organism in Eukaryota, Fungi, Ascomycota, Dothideomycetes, Mycosphaerellales, Dissoconiaceae. Gene Ontology annotation, molecular function: box H/ACA snoRNA binding. Bases 80 to 739 code for a protein of 219 amino acids. Gene Ontology annotation, cellular component: box H/ACA snoRNP complex. The transcript has 2 exons. Gene Ontology annotation, biological process: snoRNA guided rRNA pseudouridine synthesis; ribosome biogenesis. The record is from RefSeq and is a predicted model, not a curated record.
CUCGCGCCAAUCGCUCGAACUCCGCAGCGAACACUUCCGCAACAUCAACAAUUUAUACAGGCGAGACCGCCCACGAACAAUGUCAUUCCGAGGGGGCUCACGAGGAGGCGGUGGAGGACGUGGUGGAUUUGGCGGCGGUGGUGGAGGUUUCCGAGGCGGCCGUGGAGGCGGACGAGGAGGAUUCCAAUCGAACUACGGACCACCAGAUGCAGUCUUCGAGAUGGGUGAAUUCCUACACUCGACCGAAGGCGAGCUCGUCUGCAGCUCCAUCAACACUAAAAUCCCCUACUUCAACGCGCCCAUCUACCUUGAGAACAAGACCAAGAUCGGACAGGUCGACGAGAUUCUCGGCCCGCUGAACCAGGUUUAUUUCACUAUCAAGCCGCAGGAGGGCAUCCAGGCAACUUCUUUCAAGACCGGUGACAAAUUCUACAUCGGAGGCGACAAACUCUUGCCAUUGGAGAAGUUUCUGCCUAAGCCAAAGCCGCCGCCAGGAACAGUAUCGAAGGUCAAGAAGCCCGCACGUGGCGGUGCUCGUGGUGGUGCCGGUGGUUUCUCUCGGGGUCGGGGUGCGCCCAGAGGACGGGGUGGUCCACCUGGUCGCGGAGGCUUCGGCGCAAGAGGCGGUGGUGGAUUUGGAGGACGAGGAGGUGGCGGCGGGUUCGGUGGUGGACGAGGCGGCAGCGGAUUCGGCGGACGUGGACGUGGAACGCCUCGUGGCCGUGGCCGGGGAUUCUAGGGGCUUGCGUCCUCAGCCUCCUUCCUGUCCUCUUGUGUUUGCA